Molecule: messenger RNA, 2931 nt
Organism: Misgurnus anguillicaudatus (oriental weatherfish)
Lineage: Eukaryota; Metazoa; Chordata; Actinopteri; Cypriniformes; Cobitidae
Gene: arhgef25b
Product: Rho guanine nucleotide exchange factor (GEF) 25b
Biological process (GO): axon guidance
Cellular component (GO): cytoplasm; extrinsic component of membrane
Molecular function (GO): guanyl-nucleotide exchange factor activity
Source: RefSeq, a predicted model, not a curated record
GUUUUAGGACACAUUUGUUAGAUUAUGUAUUAUACAGGCCAUGCUUAUACAGAGUCAUACUGUGGUUAGCGUGGCUCCAAAGUUUCCAAAACACAUUAUGCCACAUUUUAUUUAUUGGUAGGCCUAUAUGUGAAACAAACAUGAAUCGUUUUUAAUAUUCAUGCAUAUAUUGUUAGUGUAUGGGUAUUAUUUGAUGUCAAUAUGAACCUGACUUUAGGUCAGAGGAUUAAACUGCAUGUAAUGGAAUGUGAGCAGAGGUUAAUUACAAGCUGUCUUGAUCAGAUUUCAAGAGUGACGUGCCUUGCUAACAAAAAUGUCCCCAAAUGCCCAGACUAAAGACUUUAUUGAUAGUUACCACUUAAGUUUAAUACUUUAUUUUAAGAUCCUCAUGAUACAUGUAAUAACUAGUAACAGUAAAUUACACAGGUUGAAGGUUCUUUAUGGAACCAUACAACCUGACAAAGACCAUUUUAGGAACCUUUGAGUAUGGGGAUUAGAACAAUAGAUGGUCUCCACCAUGAAAAAAACAAACAUGUGUAUGUGUUUGCAUGUAAAAUAAUCUUUCUUUUCACAUAACUUUUCAGUGGAGCCCUUUCAUCUCGUUUCUUCAUGUUGCUUUUUCUCUCCCUCAUGGCUCACGGGGCUCAACAUGGAGCAAGAGGGUGUUGAAGGAAAGGGAGGGAAUGGGGGAGGUGGGCAGCGGAGAGGAGAACAGAUAAGAAUGUGUGUCAGUCAGUAAAAGCCGAGUGGGGAUGAACUCAUCACAUUUAAACUGCAGUGCUGGACCAGUAGAGAAGAUACAACAAAACAAACAAAAAGAGGAAAAUGAAGAGUUUGGCCAAACUUCAGAGCAACACAGAUCAGCUGCUGACAUCUUUAUCAAACACUCUUCCAUCACUCACUUUAAGUAACCAGCACUGGAUUGAAGAGAGCACUGAAGGGCAUCUUUUACUGGAAGACAAACAGACUUGUUCAAAGAAGAGUGCAGAAUGGGAAAGGAGAGAACAAAGCAGGAGCUCUGCAAGAUGCAAACACAUACCUGAGGGCAAAGAACCGUACACAUUGACUGAACUCAGUGAUGUUUCCUUACAAUCCAGUUCACCUUCAACUGCUGACUCCAGUGAUGACCUCUCUCCAAACUCACCCCCUCUCUCCACCGAACGGCCCUCCUCGGCUCCCCAUCGCUCUGUCAAGGCCCUCAAGAGAUGGCUGAGCAGCCCAGUACGACGGCUAAGUCUGGGAGGAGGUGGCAAAGGUCAAAGUUUAAAGAAUACGUUCCUCCCUCCCUCACCUUCACAUAGCCCACUGAGUCAACCAGUGAAGUCCAAAAAACUUCCCCGCCCUUAUAGAUCUUUGGACUGUGAAGAGCUUUCACGACCAAACUCGCCUGACAACAGCUAUUACCCCAGAUACUUAAAUGAUAUAUUGCAGUUUCAGAGGCAUCACGAAUGCAACUUGCUCCCUGGUGACAGUGAGUCGUCCGUUACUUCAGAGGAACAUGCACAAUCAAACGAUCCAGAGGUCCAAAAAACUGCCUUGGAGAAAAGCAUAUACGUAUUGAAUGAGCUGGUUGAGACAGAGAAGCUGUAUGUGGAAGAUCUCGGGCUUGUCGUGGAGGGUUAUAUGGCCACAAUGAAUACUAAUGGGGUGCCUGAGUAUUUGGAGGGAAAGGAUAAAAUUGUAUUUGGGAAUAUUCAUCAGAUCUAUGACUGGCACAAAGACUAUUUCCUUGGCGAGUUGGAGAAAUGCGUGUCUGAGCCUGAUCUUUUGGCUCAAUUGUUUAUCAAACAUGAGCGAAGGCUUAACAUGUAUGUGAUCUACUGUCAGAACAAGCCAAAGUCAGAGCACAUAGUUUCAGAAUAUAUUGAAACCUAUUUUGAGGAAAUGAGACAACAUCUGGGUCACAGACUGCAGUUAAAUGACUUGCUUAUCAAACCAGUUCAGAGAAUCAUGAAAUAUCAGCUACUGCUGAAGGACUUCUUGAAGUACUACACUAAAGCAGGCGGACGAACAGAAGAGCUUGUGAGGGCUGUGGAGGUGAUGUGUUUUGUUCCAAAGCGAUGUAAUGACAUGAUGAAUUUUGGAAGACUUCAAGGUUUCGAGGGUAAGCUGAGCUCACAAGGAAAGCUCUUGCAGCAGGACACCUUUACCUUAAUUGAGAAUGAGAACAGCAUUCUCUCCCGUCCCAAAGAGAGACGGGUCUUCCUCUUUGAGCAUCUUGUUAUCCUUAGUGAACCAAUCGACCGCAAGAAAGGCUUUUCCCUGCCGGGAUACAUCUAUAAAAACAGCAUCAAGGUCAGUUGUUUGGGCAUUGAGGAUUGUUGCCUAGACGACCCCUGUCGGAUGGUCUUGACAUCUCGUAAUGUUGAUGGAAGCAUGCACCGAUUUAUCCUUCAUGCAUCAUCUCCAGAAAUCAGAUUAUCCUGGGCAAAUGACAUCCUACAGAUUCUGGAAUCACAACGAAACUUCUUAAACGCCCUACAAUCUCCUAUUGAAUACCAGAGGCAAAAAAUCAAAUCUCGUAGCCUGGGAAAACCCAUGACAGCAGCACAGUCACUGCACUCCGAACUGCAACCCUACAGCUCCGGCUCCAUAGACCGUCAGCAUCUACCCAGCCUGCACUCCUGGAUUUCAUCACAACCCUCAUCACCUCAUUAAAUGCUUUGUGCCCACCUUGGUGGCAUCUUUUUCUGCUGAGCUGAAUAGUAUCCCACAUGUUCAGAAGACAGUUUUAAGAACAUGGUCCAUUUGGUCACAAUCACAGACUGAUUAAAUUUAUUUUAUUAUGAAUUAUUACAAAAUUGGAAAAAUUGUCAAAUAAUGGUCACUAGGCCUUUAAAGGGUUCUAAUAUGUACCAUUUGGGAUCAAUAUGUACCUCUGAGGGUGAUAUGUGCAUUACCUUCGGUGCAAAGGUACUUUUUGAAAGGGUA